CGGCUCAUGGCAUCUCCCGAUGGCCGUGUUUUCUCAGCUCCCCUAGCCCACCUUUGGUACAGCCCGGCCACGCCCCCUCCCGGGCGCUGUUGGUACUGGGCUCCCCCGCUCGCCGCAGUGGUUUGGCCGCGGCGACCCUCUUGGCGGCGCGCCCCCCGCACUUGGUACGGCCCAGCCCGUCUCCCCCGAAGACGCGCGCCCAAGCCCCUCAGUCGGUGGAGCCCGCAAACCCCCGUGCGGCCUGCGGCAGACCCUCGCCCGCUCGGCCCACGCCCGCCAUGGUCCGUCCGCGCCGCGCUCCGCACCGCUCCGGCGUUGGGGGCCCCCUCGGGGGUCGUGGCCGCCCCCCGCGGCCCGCCGUGGCCCGCGCUGUUCGCUCACGCUCCUGGCCCGCCAGCCCCCGGGGCCCGCAGCCGCCGCGGAUCCGGGCCCGCUCGGCCCCGCCCAUGGAAGGCGCCCGGGUCUUCGGUGCCCUGGGCCCCAUCGGGCCCUCCUCACCUGGGCUCUCACUCGGGGGCCUGGCUGUGGGCGAGCACCGGCUCAGCAACAAGCUGCUGGCCUGGAGCGGCGUCCUUGAGUGGCAGGAGAAGCGCAGACCCUACUCUGACUCGAGCGCGAAGCUGAAGCGGGUCCUGCCCUGCCAGGCCUACGUGAACCAGGGCGAGAACCUGGAGACCGACCAAUGGCCGCAGAAGCUGAUCAUGCAGCUGAUCCCACAGCAGCUGCUGACCACACUGGGCCCCCUGUUCCGCAACUCCCAGCUGGCGCAGUUCCACUUCACCAACAGAGACUGCGACUCCCUCAAGGGCCUCUGCCGCGUCAUGGGCAACGGCUUCGCGGGCUGCAUGCUCUUUCCCCACAUCUCCCCCUGCGAGGUGCGCGUGCUCAUGCUCCUGUACUCGUCCAAGAAGAAGAUCUUCAUGGGCCUCAUCCCCUAUGACCAGAGCGGCUUUGUCAACGCCAUCCGCCAGGUCAUCACCACCCGCAAGCAGGCGGUGGGCCCCGGUGGCGUUCACUCAGGCCCUGUGCAGAUCGUCAACAACAAGUUCUUGGCGUGGAGUGGCGUCAUGGAGUGGCAGGAGCCCAGGCCAGAGCCCAACAGUCGGUCCAAGAGGUGGCUGCCAUCGCACGUCUACGUCAACCAAGGCGAGAUUCUGAGGACCGAGCAGUGGCCCAGGAAGCUGUACAUGCAGCUCAUCCCACAGCAGCUGCUGACCACCCUGGUGCCGCUGUUCCGGAACUCGCGCCUGGUGCAGUUUCACUUCACCAAGGACCUGGAGACGCUCAAGAGCCUGUGCCGGGUCAUGGACAACGGCUUUGCCGGCUGCGUGCACUUCUCCUACAAGGCCUCGUGCGAGGUGCGCGUGCUCAUGCUCCUGUACUCCUCGGAGAAGAAGAUCUUCAUCGGCCUCAUCCCGCACGACCAGAGCAACUUCGUCAACGGCAUCCGCCGCGUCAUCGCCAACCAGCAGCAGGUCCUGCAGCGGAACCUGGAGCAGGAGCAGCAGCAGCGAGGGAUGGGGGGGUAGUGGUCCCCUGGGCGGGGCCCCCCACGAGUCACCGACGAGGCCCCCAGUGAGACUGGUCAGAUGCCUCUGAGUGUGGCCCCUGGGGGCUGCAACUGCCCGGCGAGAUGGAGGACAGCGUCCUGAGGUGCCUCCAAGGAUCGUCCCCACCCCUGUACCCCACCCCAAUAAAGCCUCUUAAAAGCUCA
Molecule: messenger RNA, 1714 nt
Organism: Choloepus didactylus (southern two-toed sloth)
Lineage: Eukaryota; Metazoa; Chordata; Mammalia; Pilosa; Megalonychidae
Gene: PTOV1
Product: PTOV1 extended AT-hook containing adaptor protein
Exons: 13
Coding region: 279-1529 (416 amino acids)
Biological process (GO): positive regulation of transcription by RNA polymerase II
Cellular component (GO): transcription regulator complex
Source: RefSeq, a predicted model, not a curated record